AUGGUUUUUAAAAUCGCCAUCGAUGGGCCUGCAGGAAGUGGUAAAAGUACUACUGCCUGCUUACUAAGAAAGAGGCUUGGUUACAAAACAAUAAAUUCCGGUAGCAUUUAUAGAGCGGUAGCGUACGUUCUUGACAGUACAUUUAAAAAUGCAGAUCUAGAAUCUAAAAAUAUUAGAGAUUUUGUAAAUCUUUUAGAUUUUGAUAUGUUUAAAGAUGAAAUACUUUAUAAUAACCAUAACAUCUCGAAUUACUUAAGAUCCAAGAGAAUUGACGAAUAUGUUUCUCUGGUUGCUAAGAAAUUGUACAUUCGUAAAAAAGUGGGAAACUUACAGAAUAAGUUUAUUAAAUGUUCCGAUACAGGAAUUAUUAUUGAAGGAAGGGAUAUAGGGACUAAUGUACUACCAGAUGCUACUUUAAAAAUAUAUUUGGAUGCAUCUCCCAAAGUGCGGGCAAAAAGACGCUUUUUAGAAAGGCCUGAUAUAUCUUAUGAAGAUACUUUAGCGGGAAUAAUUGAACGAGAUUACAGUGAUAAAACUAGAGAACAUGGUGCUUUAGUUGUCGCAGAGGGGGCUAUUAUUAUUAAUACUGAUGAUAUGAGCACAGAAGAAGUGGUUGAUAAAAUUUUUGACUUAUUUCAAAAUAAAAUUAAUUAA
Messenger RNA from Vairimorpha ceranae, 654 nucleotides. Its product is annotated as cytidylate kinase. Gene Ontology annotation, biological process: nucleobase-containing compound metabolic process. The transcript has a single exon. The coding region runs from base 1 to 654 and encodes 217 amino acids. Lineage: Eukaryota; Fungi; Microsporidia; Nosematidae. Gene Ontology annotation, molecular function: ATP binding. The record is from RefSeq and is a predicted model, not a curated record.